AGUUCAGACUAAGGUGGACUGUGAAGUGCCACCACUCAAACUGUAAUCAUACCACGUUAUCUAGUAGCAAGAGCUUGUAUAAACUAUAGAUCCGUGCGCACUGCAAAUACCGUUGGGUGACUGAGGGCCCAGAGAAUUUGAUCCCAAGCAGCAAUGUUCCUCACAAUCGACAGAAUCUCUCGAGUUGUGUUCUGGUUCUGCGUGAGCAGCGUCGUUUCAACAGCAGCUUCUAUCAUUGGUCUGGACUGCUGCACUGUGUUCUUUACAACUUGGUGUCUGUCUGCUGGGACCUGCCUUGUCUUAGCAAGCUUGAGGGUCGCACCAGAAGGGAAAGCAGUCCUGGUGAGUGGCUGUGAUUCUGGAUUUGGCCAUGCUGCCGCUCUCCACUUGCACAAACAGGGAUUCCGAGUGUUUGCAGGAUGCCUUCAAGCAAACGCCGGUGGAGAGGGAGCCAAAAAACUGAAGGAUAUAGACCCAGCGAGACUUCACGUCCUACAAUUGGACGUCACUAAACAGGAUGACAUUGAUCAAGCUUUGAAGUUUAUUUCUGACACAUUAAAGGACAAUGAGGUCCUAUGGGGUGUCAUCAACAACGCGGGUAUUGCCGUGUACGGGGCAGUCGAAUGGGUUUCGAUGGCAACGUUCAAGAGAGUCUGCGAAGUCAACCUUUUUGGUACUGUGGCCCUUACUAAGGCUUGCCUGGCACUUAUCAGGAGAGCAAAAGGACGCGUCGUUAACGUGGCCAGUGCCAGAGGAAGGAUGACUUCACCACUUGGCACCACUUACGAAGCCACUAAGUUUGCCAUAGAAGGAUUUAGCGAUGGCCUGAGGAAAGAAAUGAAGAGCUGGGGGGUUGAUGUCUGCAUAAUAGAACCUGGAAACUAUGUUGCAGGUACGAGCGUUUAUACAGAAAAGGUAGUGGACGCCAAUGCAGAGUCUCUGUGGCGAGAUAUGGAUGACCAAAUCAAAGAAGAUUACGGAGGAAGAGACGUUUUCGACAGAGUUCUGGCCUCGCAGAAGCGAAUCUGCUCUACUGGGUUCAAAGACAUAACGCCAGUCGUCACAGCCAUGGCUGAUUCCCUGACUCAGAAAUAUCCCCAGGAACGCUACCAGCCUAUGGGCCUGUAUCUCUACUUAAUCACGUUCAUCUCUCAGCACUUUCCCGAAUGGGUCAGUGAUUACAUAAGCCUGGAGAUUUUGAUGAAGCAAGGAUGGUAGGGCUACGACGAAUGGUCCUUACUCAAAUUAUGAAAUAAUUGCGAAUUCGACACGGUCAUCAAGACACCUUCAGUGCUUUCCAAUGUCAAGAUUGGUCAUUAAUUUGUAAAAAACAAUAAAUUAAUGAAUAAAAUAGUACAAGAAUGAUUU
Macrobrachium nipponense is the source of this 1368-nucleotide messenger RNA. RefSeq names its product D-beta-hydroxybutyrate dehydrogenase, mitochondrial-like. Gene Ontology annotation, cellular component: intracellular membrane-bounded organelle. The coding region runs from base 154 to 1218 and encodes 354 amino acids. The transcript has 9 exons. Gene Ontology annotation, biological process: steroid metabolic process. Lineage: Eukaryota; Metazoa; Arthropoda; Malacostraca; Decapoda; Palaemonidae. Gene Ontology annotation, molecular function: oxidoreductase activity. The record is from RefSeq and is a predicted model, not a curated record.